Peronospora matthiolae is the source of this 6729-nucleotide messenger RNA. Lineage: Eukaryota; Oomycota; Peronosporomycetes; Peronosporales; Peronosporaceae. The record is from the annotation of a GenBank genome assembly.
AUGAGCAGCCGCGAGGGCGAGUGGACGCGCGUGAAAGACGCGCAUGGGCGCUACUUCUACGUGAAUCACGUGACACGAGAGACCUCAUGGCACCUACCAACCGAAGAUCCACUGCCACAGGGCUGGGAAGAGCUCAUUGAUGGCCAAGGUCGCGUGUACUUUGUCGACCACAAUGCACGUACUACGACAUGGAUGGAUCCGCGUGUGGCGGCCGCUAGACGUCGCACAAGGGGUCAAUCGGUGGCUUCCGGUCGACUUCCAUCACGCCAAAACAAUCCUUCGCUCACUUCUGCCAACGAAGCGAUGGAAAAGGAACAGUCGCCGACUUACGAGGACCCGCGACGAGCUUCAGGAGGCAGUGCCGGUGGUAGUGGCACUGCAAGCAAUGGAUACAUGCGCCCGAGUUACAACGCAAGCAGCAAUAACAACUUAUCAACCGGAUCUCUAGCGUCUUCUGCUAUUUCGAGGGGUACAAAGGAUCACGGCAGUAGGGCAAGCACAUCGACACUGUUGGAGAAGUACCUGGACGAGACAAGUUUAGAGGCAACAGCAGUGAAGCAAGUUACUACAUCCACGACUGUACCUGUCGAUCUAGAGAAGCAACUUCCAUCGCAUUUGAAGGAGCAGUCCAAGGAUACGGGUGAUCAUACGCUGGAUAAGGUUGAGAAAGAAGAGAGCGAUUAUGAAGACAUGGGAGAGGCUACUGACAUGUUCUUACCUCCCGAGGCGGUGGUGGUAGAUAUGGAAGAACCAGUUGCUGAUGCACAGCUGGAGAGAUCAGUGUCGUUGCGAACGGAGAGUAGGACCAGAAAAGACGUGCCGAACGAGGAGAUUGGCAUGCAACAGCUGUUGAGCAUGUCGAACGUCUCAAACUUGGGGCAGGACAGCAGCUUUGCCUCAGCUGAUGUUCAUGUGGUAUUGCGACGCUACUUUGCACCAAUUUUUGUGCGAGACGAUGAUUCGCCGGCAUGUAAACACUGUGGCGUACGUUUUGGCACCUUCAGGCGGCGUCAUCAUUGCCGCCUCUGCGGCAACGUGUACUGCGCCGACUGCACGACGAACAAGGUGAAGCUUCCGAUUGAAGCCGAAACUUACGAAAAGGAGCAACCUGUGUGCACGCGGUGCUUCCGGAACGUGAAAGCUGGUGAUUUCUUCAGUAUUGUGGGGCUGCGCCACAAAGUGGACGAUCCGACCUCGACAGUCGACGACAAAGUAGAACAGGUUAUGCAGCUUGCACUGGCGCUGUCUGCAGGGCGACCGGAGACUGACGGAAACAUGGGACUGCAUCGCGUCGCCCAGCUCAACGAUGUAGAGGCCGCUGGAGGUGUAGCUUCUUUCUGUCAGCUGCUGAAUACUGACGUGGAGCCUCUGCAGCAAGCAGCAUUAGAGAUGUUGGCGAAUCUCGUUGAGCUCGAAAACAAUGCUGGCAACGAAAUUUCUACUGGUGAAGCUUUUGCACAGUCAGGAGCGUGCGCACAAGUGGUGAAAAUAUUGGAGAAUUGGGGAAUGGAGCAGCAGCUGGGUCACAGUCCUGGCCCGGAGGCGGAAAGCAUGGCACUUCGUCUCGUUUACCACAUUUGCCAGUCGACUGCAUGCCAGGCUUCUCUACGCACGGCGGGUGGAGGCACACAUUUGCUUAAGCUUCUAUCUGUUGACUCGUCGUCGUCGUUAAAAAUGCGAGUGCAAGCUGCGCGUUGUCUAAACCGUUUUGUGCAGAAAAAUGCUGAGAACAUUACCGAAAUGAUUCAGAAUAAGGGCAUAGCUUUGUUGUGUACUGUGCUGAAAGAUUUUAUCAAGCUGCGCAGAGAUGGUAGCCUAGGCACUAGCGGUAUUGACGUGCGCGACGAGUCGUACGAAGUUGCCAUUGAGGCUAUAUUAAGCACGAUUUGCGAAUGUAUUCACUUUGUGGAUAAUGGAGCUUCACAGGUGCAACGCGGCGUACAGCAGAUUCCUGCAGACAGCAUCCACUCAUUUGUGACUGCUCUGCAAAAGGGCGGGCGCGUAAACCGCAUGUUAGCGUCGCAAGUUUUGAUUCAGGUAUCAAAGGAGCCAUCGUUGAUUACUUUUCUGGCAGAGGAAAAAGUAUUCAUCAAAGAAGUUAUGUGGAUGCUGGACAGCGACGACGACUUCACGAUCGCGUCAGAGAUUCUAUGUGGUCUCUGCUCGACGAUGCCGAAGCAAUCUUCGAACAAUGCUGUUUCCGGUCAAAAAGCUGAUGAUGUACACAAGCAGGUGCUUAAGGUCAUUUACGACCUGGAAGUGUUUAAUUUGGUGCUGAAGAAGCUAAACGCGUGCGUCACUGGUGAGAAGCAGCUCGUGGGUGAGAUCACGUUUCAAAGGAAUUUGCUAAGCAUUACGAUGAGUUAUAGCGCCGAUUCGGCAGCGUAUGUGGACUACAUUUGCUCGCGUGAUUGCGUGCCCACGCUUUCCGCGUUCUUGCUUUCGCGCAAAGAACGCCUAAUCCCGUUAUGCGCACAGACUUUGAUGAACCUGUGUGAGUCUAACCCUAGCAUCUUUGACGAGCUUUAUGACCGAAACGUGUCAGACUUGUUCCACAAGUUGCUGCAAACGCCUCCGGACGAAAACCGGUUGUCAGCCCUUCGUUAUUUCCGGGCACUUGUUGAUAAUGAGCGUCCAUUUACAGUAGGCGUCCUUGACACGCUUUUUCUCAUGGCGUCCCGACGAGACGAGGUACUGAAGGGAGGCAGUUUGGAUGUGCUUGCUCGCUUGAGUGGCGUGAAGUUGAUUACUGCUAUGUUGGAUCCUCUGGAUGAUCUUUCGACCGCUAAGGUUGGCGGGAUGGUGCAGAAACUUCAGGAGCACGUUGUUAGUGCGGCCUAUUUCCCUGUUUUGACGACAAUCGCGUGCUCUUCAGGCGAUAGCGAUAUGCGUAACGACGCAAUCAAAUGCCUUACCUGUGCCGUCAGUGGCGGUGAGGAGCUUGUCGAACGCAUGCUUGAUCAAGAAGAGCUCCAUACGUUCUGGAAGGGACUACGUCGCUGGAUGGACGUACCUGAAACUAAACUUACUCCUAUAGAGACGCAGUUAAAUGAGGCACUGUUGCAGCUUUUGUACCUCGUGCUGAAAGCGGCUCCUGCACGUAUUGCUCGUAUGGGAAAGGACGAAGUUACGAAUCUCGUGACCAUCGUGACAGAAUUUGUCGUUUCGCAGCCUAGUCGGGUAGUCACGGGCUUUCGCAUAACCAGGUUUCUCAUCGAGUGUGACAUCUGGAAGGACUCGUUUGUGGCGUUGUAUGCUGUAAAAUCAACCAAGACUGGGCUGAAGUUUUUGCAGGCCGUUAUGGACGGUAUCGAUCAACCUGGUGCGACAGCACAAGAAGGUAGUGAAAACGACCUGUUUAAUGAUUCUGUUACCAUCCUGAAAGAAUUGAUCACAGACUUACAAGAAUUCGGGGAAGGUGACGAAUAUGGCAGCGUUACGCCGGCAAACGACGCUAUCAUUAACUCGGUUACUAGUGCCGGCGUUCAUGUCUUUUUGCUUGAGCUGCUCCGAAAAUUCGGUGCAAAGGGGAGCAUAAGAAAGACUGAAUGUGAAGUGGAGGUGGCGGACGAGACGGUAGCUGAAGAAAGUCAUGAAUACGUUGAGACUCAAGUUCUUGAGCUUCUAGCUAGGCUGGUGCGCUCACGUCAAAUUUGUUUGCUUAUUUUGGAGGCCGGUGAAGCACUGGAUGCCUUAGUGACUGCGUAUGAAGCCACAACAGACGAUUACGCAGCCUCGACACCUACUCGAAAGCUGGUGGCCCAGGAUCUUGGGAACAUCCUCAUUCAAUUAUCCAGUGACCCCUUAGAAUUUCGCAAGAUGUUGUAUGACCACCGAGCAGUUUUACCUCACGCAAUCAUGAGCAAUGUUCUUUCUACCACUGUCGAGGUUGCUAAAACAGCCGAAGAAAUCGUCCUUAAUCUCGUCGAAUCAGAUUUCGCUACUUGCCCGCUGUGGCUUGAUCUGAUCGAAAAGGCUAAUGUGCGCUUGGUAUUCCGUGUUGUGGUAGUGUCGAAGCAACCGUCAGUGCAGGUCACGGCUGCUCGCAAGCUUAUUGACAUCGUGUUCUCGCACCCUGACAUCCUUGAUGAUGAAGAAUUUGGUCUAUCGACGGACGAGAAGACCACGCUGGUCUCAAUGUUGAUCAAUUUUUUUGUCGACUUCGAUCCGCGCACAUCCGUUGUAGGCGUUCUUGCUCUGACACUGCUUCUUAAGAAUGGUCAACCACUUAAUGCGGAGCAAAUGGAAAGAGUUGCUGUUGAGGGCGCCGUAUCAUUGGUUUACUGGAUGCAAAGGGGUACGGAACGGCAACAAGAGAAUGCCGUAAAACUUCUGCACGAUGGAGUCACGGACCCUGCCAUCUUGAAUAAGUUUUACGAGCAACUGCAAGCGCCUUUGGUCCAGCGUGAGACCGCGUUCCUGUUGGAGUUGGGACAACAACUGCUCGAUGUUGAGAUUAAGACAAAUUCAGAUGGGCUGUUUAAGCGAUGCAGGUUAAUGCAAGGGCUUCUUAAGGUCAUCGAUUUUGAUGCGCUGCCGAGCGAUUGUAUGGAGAUCAUUGAGGAGGUGUCUGCGUAUCUGUUGCAUUUGGCAGACGAGGAAAACGAGAAACUCGGGCACGCAAAUGAGGAGGUAGAAGAGAAGACGCUACGGGAGAAGUUUUUGCUGGUCAUUACUCGAUUUCUGUCCGUGCUGGUCCAGUCAAGAACAUUUCACUCUACGCUUGUGCACCAAGGCGCAAUCGAAAAGCUGACUUCUGUGGUUAACAAACAAAAGAAUGUUGCGGAGCCGUUACGUGAAGUGGUGGAUAACACGCGCCGACUGCUGAGAAAGCUCUGUGUAUGCGAAGUUCCUCGGCUUGUAGCUUGCAAUGGCGUGGAUAUUCUACUGGAAACCGUGAUGAAGUAUGACGAGAACGAUGCUGAGCCAGACUCAGAGCGUGUGGCCGAAAUGCUGGAGACUUUCAACGCCGUCGUGGAGUGUGGGGUAGCUGGCAGAAGUGCUUUGAUGGAGACGGAUAACUUCUUUUCUAGUCUGGCGCGGGGCUAUAAAAUUGUUUGCGGGGACAUAAGCGAAGAUGAAGCAGUGCUGACAGCAAAGUUGCUAGAUACUGAUCCUGACGGCCAUAUUGUGGGCUUGGACAUUGCAUGCGGCCUCUGUUUGUUAGUUUUCCUUUUUGGUCGUGGAGGCGCUUAUCGCGAACGAGUCUUUCAGGAGACUUUGCUUCUGAAGUAUAUCGUGGCAAUAAUGGAUUGGUUCCCCUCUAUCUUUUCACUCGACGAAGAGCUCGUGGCUACAGAGCUCAAGGCAAAGUUUUGCUUGAUCUUUGCAUCUGGACUUCCCUUUUUAAAAACAGGUGUCACGUUUGCCGGACGAUCGUUUCUAAGACCGGAAGACAAGGGGGCGUUUAUUAAAAGCACGAUGAGCGUGUAUGCUAAAACGCUAACGACCUUUGGAGAUGGCCACCAUUCUGCUGAACUCUUCUGUGCUUCAUGUGAAGGGCUGAAAAGCUUAUUUCACAGCAAUAGUGCGGGAGCUGUACUGGGUGACGAUGGGCUGAAAGAACUUGAGACUUUAUUGAGAGAGCAGAUGUUUCGGUCGCUGAAGACGAGCACUUACUCGGUGGAGUGUGUUGUGGCUCUUUCAGAAGCUGCAGCUGAUGUGCUGUUUGCUCAGUCUGUAUUGUGCGACGAUCAGCUUGUAGAGAAAGAGCCGGUACGAAGCUCAUGGCUUGUGGCUGGUGUGCUGCAUGCGUUUUUCAACUGGGAAUCCCUCGGAGACGACUUGGAUGUGUCGAUACUUUUUACACUACUGCAGCAAUUUUGCUCAUCUUCUGAGAUCCGCAACUUCUUGUACGACCAUAUCGAUUACGCCAAGCUGGUAGAUAUCAUGGUCAUGUUUGCGCGAGACAGCAAGUGGCGACGCUGGCGCAAGUAUGUGCUAAACACGCUGAUGUUGCUAGGGGAAGAAGACGCGUUAGAACAAGCGACACAAGCUGGUUUGUUAGAACCUAUGCCCAUGCAAACCUCGACAUUGAGCUUAUGCCGAGACAACGAGCUAUCCACGUGCGCCCUGCGCUGCUUCCACUGCCGUGACGUGGUGGAUGCUCCUAUGCAGACCAAUCUAUGUAUGUCGCCUUGUCCCCACUGCCAGAAGGCAAUAGCAGUUGCAUCCGAUAACUCUCCAACAGCAGUCGAAGCGGUUGCUUCUGUCGUGAAGAAUAAGAGCACCACCAACGGUGGAGCCUUGCGCAGAGUGUUGCCUGCUGAAGAUCAUGAAUUUGUCUGUGUCAACUGCAGCAACGUGCUAGAGCUUCCGGAUGGCCUCGACCCAUCGGAGAUCGUGUGUCCGCACUGCCUACAGCUUGCCUCUGUGAAGAAGACUAGCCAGUCAAUGACCUCUGCACUAAGCAGAGAGAGGAAGCGAUCGUCAGGGUCGUCGGUGCGGUCGGUGGAAUCAGGUGGGAGUCUGUCAAAGGACUCCUCAUCGUCCGGUAUCGAUGUCCGGGAUACGAAGGUUGUGAGUUGUGGCCACUGCGGCAAACACUUGAUUGUGAAAAAUGGCGCAUCGGCCGUCAAGUGUCCGUCGUGCCAUGGAGUAUCCAAGCUGUCCACAACGACUACGCAAGAGAUGAUGCGAUGCAAGAACUGCAACACAUUGCUAAGCCUGCCGGCGGGUGCUAGAGCGUAUAAGUGUAUGAAAUGUCUGCAGACUACACGACUAUCGUAG